Messenger RNA from Acinonyx jubatus (cheetah), 2116 nucleotides. It is a transcript of the gene PLA2G12B, whose product is annotated as phospholipase A2 group XIIB. Lineage: Eukaryota; Metazoa; Chordata; Mammalia; Carnivora; Felidae. The coding region runs from base 149 to 736 and encodes 195 amino acids. Gene Ontology annotation, biological process: cholesterol homeostasis; lipid catabolic process; phospholipid metabolic process. The transcript is spliced from 4 exons. The record is from RefSeq and is a predicted model, not a curated record. Gene Ontology annotation, molecular function: A2-type glycerophospholipase activity; calcium ion binding. Gene Ontology annotation, cellular component: extracellular region.
UCCACCUCUGGGGAAUACACAGAUUGAGUGUUCCAGAUAACCCCCUUCCCAGUCCUGCUUGACAUCUGGCCAGCAGGCUGCAUACCUGGAUUUCCUGGGACACUGGCUGGGGUUUGAGGAAAGACCUCAGCACCCAGCUGGCUUCAGGAUGAAGCUGGCCACUGGCUUCUUGAUUUUGUGGCUCAGCCUGUGGGGUGGCCCAGCUCGGAGUGACACCAGCCCUGAUGCAGAGGAGUCCUAUUCAGACUGGGGCCUUCGGCACAUCAGGGGCAGUUUUGAAUCUGUCAACAGCUACUUCGAUUCCUUUCUGGAGCUGCUGGGAGGGAAGAAUGGAGUCUGUCAGUACAGAUGCCGAUACGGAAAGGCACCAAUGCCCAGACCCGGCUACAAGCCUCAGGAGCCCAACGGCUGCAGCUCCUAUUUCCUGGGUCUUAAGGUACCAGAAAGUAUGGAUUUGGGCAUUCCAGCAAUGACCAAGUGCUGCAACCAGCUGGACGUCUGUUAUGACACCUGUGGUGCCAACAAGUAUCGCUGUGAUGCAAAAUUCCGAUGGUGUCUCCACUCUAUCUGCUCAGAUCUGAAGCGGAGUUUAGGUUUUGUCUCCAAUGUGGAAGUAGCCUGUGAUUCUCUGGCUGAUACUGUGUUCAAUACCGUAUGGACCUUGGGCUGCCGACCUUUCAUGAAUAGCCAAAGGGCAGCCUGCAUCUGUGCAGAAGAGGAGAAAGAAGAGUUAUGAGAAAGAGGUGAUCCCUUCCUGGUUUUGAGUGAUGCCACAGCUGUCAGUCUCAGAGAUGGUAGUGUGGCAGAUGUGUCUCAUCCUUGCUUCCAAAUGUUUGGAUAACACAAAGCAAGAGAAAGGAAAUAUUGUUCUACAGCUGAAACAUGAGUCCCAUCCUUUGGGAGAACUGGAAAAAAAACAUGGAGUGAUUUGAAGACUACUCUUUAUUUUACCAAUGGUCUCCCCAACCAAGAAACAUUUGCCUGGCAAUUCAGUUCUUAGUUUAAAGACUAAAAUAAAGACUAAAAUAUUGGGAUUCUCGGACUUGGUAAUUAUAUUCAUAAGUGAAAUUUUGCAGCAUCCAACCAUUUGGGAGGCAAGGACUUUCCUCUGAUUCAUGUUUCAGUUGCCAGUAAGCAUCUCACAUUUAAUAAAGUGUUCUUUUUAGGAAAUAUGAAAAGAGAUGAAUGAAUUCCAUUAUCACCAAUGUGCUUCCAUUUCACUUAGAAGAGAACAGAACCCAACCUGGUAAGUUCCACCAAUGAUAACAAUCAUUCCCACUGGUGCUGGAGAGAUAAGAACAAGUGGGAAAGGUCAGAGACUUACUUGGUGAAGACCAGUGGAGGUGGAGGUCAGAUGGAGUUAGGUCUCUGAGGUUCCAUUUUUUUCCUUCAGUGAAUUAUUCCUGUUGAUAUUCCCAGUUACUAAGUGGUGUUAGUGUCAUGGUAGGAUCUGAGAAGCAUUUCGUAAAAAUUGCCGCUGAAGAUAGCUAGGUGAAGUCCCUGAAAUCUGAGGACACACAAAUGGUCAGUUGCUAAACUCUGGUUCUCAAUACUGACUACAGAUUAGAAUCACCAAAGGAGUAUUAAAAAGCAGAAACCCUCUGGGGGUGGUAUCUACCUAUAGGUGUUUUAUGAGUGCUCCCCACCUGAUCUUGAUGCACUGGGAGGGCUGAGGUCCACUAAGAUCAGGGAUCAGCAAAUGAAACUCAUGGGCCAAAUCAGGUCUAACACUGCUUCUGUGGCGUUUUAUUGGAACACAACCAUAUUCUCAUUUGUUUAUGGUCACUCCUGUGCUACAACCUCAGAGUUGAACAGUUGUGACAGACUGUAUAGCCAGAAAGCCUAAAAUGUUUACCAUUUGGCUCUUGACAAAAAAAGCUGGCCAAUUCUUGAUCUAGGUCAUUCUGUCCUUUCACUUCCGUUUGUUAAUUUUACUGGUUGCAUUAAGAACUGUUGAUUAUAGCCAUUUCAAAAAAGCAAAAGAAGAAAAACUGUUUCCUGAUCUUAUGUAAAGCCAUAAAAAUAAUUGGCAUAUUAAGAAAUUGGAUUUCAUUGCAUAUAAAAUUUAUCUCUGUGAUUUAUAAUAUUUACUUCAAUAAACUGUAUUAAGCACCUA